Messenger RNA from Dentiscutata erythropus, 3876 nucleotides. The record is from the annotation of a GenBank genome assembly. NCBI's taxonomy places the organism in Eukaryota, Fungi, Glomeromycota, Glomeromycetes, Diversisporales, Gigasporaceae.
ACCAUUGUUACCGUUUCAGCACAGACGCUGAACGUGAAUUACAAAGGUGCACAGAUAUUGGUAGCUGGACAAUAUGAUGGGUUAUCGUUAUAUAAUGGUGACUUGAGCGAACAAGAGGUUUAUAACGUAAUGACUGCAUCCUUAAUAACUCAGCCGCCAAACGGUACCUUUCAACUUUCCGGUUCUACCUCAUAUAAUGGAACAAUUAAUGCGCUAUGUGUAAUGCCCCGGUCUCAAAAUGAUCUUUAUAAUAUCGAUGUAUAUAUUGGUGGUAAAUUUACUACAAUUGAUAAUAAAACAUUUAAUAAUAUUGCGCGUUAUGAUCCCGCUAGUCGAACAUUUUACGCGCUUAUGGAAGGUUUGGAUAAUUCGGUUCACUCUCUGUACUGUGAUAACAAUAAUUCAUUGGUUUAUGUUGGUGGUGAAUUCGUCACUCCAGUAAAUCCUGCUGCACAUGGUUUAAAUAUCUCAGAUUUUGGUGGUAGUGUGGCGAUAUGGCAUGUAGGAAAUUCAUCUUGGUCGGCUCUCCCUUUUAAGGGAUUUAAUGGUCCGGUAUAUACUAUCGCAUAUAAUGUACAGAAUAAUACUGUUUAUUUUGGUGGUCAAUUCGAUGCUACUAGUGAUGGUAAUUUUGGUACUUUGCCUAAUAAUACACAACCAAUAGGUUUACAAAAUGCUACUUUAUCUGAUGGAAAUUCGGCAACUCUCACAAAUUUUACUGAUCCAUCAGUAUUAAUAUGCAGUAAUGAGCCUGAUGGACCGAGAAAUACAUGGUUAUUGGAGGACAACGCAGUGGGUCUAUUACGAAUAAGAUUUGAUUAUGAUAUAACGCCCACAGCAAUUGGUCUCAAGAAUACUAACUAUCAAGGAAGGGGAACAAAGACGUUUAGGUUGAUUUCCCUUCCAGAUAAUGCCUUAAUUACUCUUUCGUAUACGAACACUACCAAUGGAACUACGUUGACUUGCUCGAAUUCAUGUCCCUUGGAUCCUUCUAAUACUGAUUAUCAAUUAUUUAAUUUCGUUAAUCCGACAACCUUGAGGAGCAUAGAGAUCAUAAUUUUAGAUUAUUAUGGUCAAGGAGGUGGACUUCAUGGCAUUCAACUAUAUCAAAGUGACAUUACUGUUCGUGGGAUUAGUAGUUAUAACUCCCCUACGUGUUCAAACUCUUCAAGCUCUUCAAUUUAUUCGAACACAACAACCGUUGGAAACUGGACUGCUCAAUUACUUCCCGGAGUUUGGGAUAAUGUAUUAGAAACUACAGUCCCUGCGGCAGAGAUAGCUAAUAGCACAGCAAAACUUAUAAUGAAACCAUAUAUCCCGCAGGCUGGUUACUAUAAUGUUACUCUCAAUUCACCGUCUUGCGUUUCAGUUGGGUGUGGCAGCGUCAUACCUAUUGAUGUUAACUUUACAUCCUCCCCGGGUGUAUCAUCAGUAGUAACUAUAACACAGAAUUCAACUGAUACUAACACUGUCCACACUAUCUAUUCUGGUUAUGUUCUUGGAACAUCAGCGAGUUUUCAGCCAACUGUUGAAAUUACUGUUUCAAAGUCAGCUGUGGCACCUAGCGAUGGUAGUGAUGCUAUCAUAUAUGUCGAUUAUAUUCAGUGCACAAAGAUGAAUAAUAGUAACUCGUUGAGUGGCUUGUUCCAAUAUUCACCGCCAACAUCCACAGCUCAAGCCGCAUGGUAUGGAUUUAACGGCCUGUUGAUUCCAAAAUCCAUAAUAAAUGAUAUAGUUGUGUUAUCACCAACAACAAUAGUAAUUGGUGGUAGUUUCAAUAAUCUUUCAUUUUCCAAUAUUGUGUUCUAUGAUGGCAAAAAUUUUAUUCCUCCUAAAAACUCGGGACUCAAUGGUCAUGUUAAUACGAUGGUUCUAAUUGAUAACGAUUUAUUCGUCGGUGGGUUAUUUAGUAACUUGGCCAACGGGACCUUAUCUGGAUUGAAUAAUAUCGCGAGAUAUAACCUUAAUGAACAAAACUGGUAUCCUAUUAGUGGUGGUGUCAACGAUGAAGUAAAUCGUAUAGCUUUGGUCAAUAAUGGAGCACCACAAAUACAUGUUGCUGGUAAAUUCGACACCUUAAUAAAACCUUCCACCCAGAAUACCAUAACUGGUAAUGCAACUUUUGGCUACGGCAUGUGGGACAAUAAUUUAGGAAAUUGGGUUAAUACAGGAUAUAUAGAUGGUUUAAUUGGUGAUAUUGUAGCUUAUAAUAUUCCAAGUUCUCAAACCGGACCUUUAACUUUUUGGGGUGGCAGAAUGAAUUCUACGCAAUCUAUUUUGUCGUCUGGUGGAGGUCUAAUUACCCAAUCUGGAUAUAAGUCGCUUCCCUUGUUUCCGCAAGCUACAAAUGGCGUUAUAUCAGAUUUUAUCAUUAACAGCGCAGUACAAUCGAAUGAUACUAAAAGUAAUAAAACUUUUACUGCAAUUGGUGGAAAAUUCCAAAUCGAUAAUAUAGUUAACGUAGCCAUAUUGGAUAAUAAUGUAUGGAGGGGUAUGUCACCAUCCAAUUUUCAAGGAGAGGUCAAAGUUCUUGUUCUUAGAAAUGAUAUUUUGUUUGUUGGAAGCGAACUUGAUGGUAUAGGUGGCAGUGCUUUUGCUGUUUACAAUUUAAACAGUGAUAUAACAUAUCCACAAACAUUGACAGCCAACGAUAACAUCGUUAGAGUCAAUGUUAUAAAAUAUCGGGCUGGUACAGAUGAUUACAUUGUUGCCGGCAAGUUUGAUAAGGCUGGUCAAUCGAGCUGUUCAUAUAUUUGCUCAUGGAAUUCUAUUUCGGGACAAUUUAAAGCGUUAAACUCGUCUCUUUCAGGUGAAGUUGUUUCGGCGGACUUUGUAGGAACAAGUCAAAGCCAAAAUUUCCUUGUUGUCGUUGGAAAUCUGACACUUGUCGGGAAAGGACCAGUCUAUGUUGCCGAGUAUGAUUUUAGUCGAAACAUAUGGCAAGAACAAGGCACACAGGGUAGUGGUGAUACACAACUUCCUGGACCUCCAAAUAUAGUCAUUAAUUACUUUCUUUCGAACAAUCGACAAUAUUUUGUUUCUGGAACUGUUGAUAACACUGGUGAAGCUUAUAUACGAAAAUGGGAUGGAUCCAAAUACGUAAACGUCAAUCCGCAGCUCUUACAAGGCUCCGUGAUAAACCAAAUGGCAUUAGUUCCUACAAGCAGUUCUCAUUCUAAUAAUGACAUUUUGGAUCCCAAAUGGUUGCUUCUAAUCAGCGGGUCGCUCAAAUUAAAUGAAUAUGGUGAUGUUAGCGCUGCUUUGUUCGAUGGAAAUACGAUUUAUCCUUUCUUAUUAGCAUCAAACCAAGGAAAACCAGGCUUCAUCCUGUCAAUCUUUACGAACAUUAUUCCUGAACUGAGACAACGAAAGGCAAGGGGUAGUUUAAAGACCAGCCCAAGAGAUUCAGGAAAAGCAGCACUUCGAGGAGAAGAAUUAUUCGCUACCAUAAAUUCAAUAAUAGCACAACAGAGUGAACCUCGACAAUCAGUAACAUCUAGUAACGUUAGAAACUCUGCAGUACCUUCUGAUGAAAAAUCUACUGAUUUUAUGGGAGGAGCCGGUGUUGCAGCAGUUGCAGCAUCUGAAUUGGGACCAAAAUCAGAAAAACAAGAGAUCUCUGCCGCAGACAGAGCCAGGGCAGCCCGAGCUUUCUUAGCCAAUCAUCCAGAAGCACGACAAUACUAUGCAAGAUAUCCAUUUGUUGCAAAAGAAGAAGGAGAAUUAGAUUUUCACGUUGGGGAUACGAUUUAUGUUGUGGAUACUAGCGAUGAAGUGUGGUGGUUAGGAUGGAAAGAUGACGGAACCGGCAAUUUUAUACAAGGUUUAUUCCCAAGUAAUUAUGUGGUCGAAGAUCCAAGUUUCGGGGCUUCCUGA